UGCAGACAGACCAAGUUGUUUAAAUAAAGAUCGCAAUCUUAAUAUAUGUAUCUACGUGUUGCUCAUUAGUCUCACACAACGUUUCUCAAAUUCGGAUGUUCAGUCCCAAAAAAAACAUCGCAUUACAACUUGUUGUGACAUUUCAAGUUCGUAGUAAAUAUUAAAAUACGAUCUACUACUUUUGUACUCAAAAAAUGGCAGACAUGGCGUCGGAUCUAAAUCAAACUACCGGUAACCGUCCAGCGAAGUAUCGUGAGCGUGAGAAGUGGGAUAAAAAGAUCGAAUUCAUUUUAUCCACAAUUGGAUUUGCUGUGGGAUUAGGAAACGUGUGGCGAUUUCCAUAUCUGUGCUACAAAAAUGGAGGAGGGGCUUUUUUAAUUCCAUACGUGAUUUGUGUGGUUAUUGGAGGAAUCCCCAUGUUUUUCCUUGAGGUGGCACUAGGUCAAUUUACAAGUGAAGGAGGCAUCUCUGUCUGGCCUAAAAUUUCACCACUAUUCACCGGAAUUGGCUACGCGACAACAAUAAUUUGCUUCCUUCUCAAUGUGUACUACAUUGUGAUCUUGGCAUGGGCUGUCCACUUCUUUUUUGCAUCAUUCACCACCGACCUUCCGUGGGCAUCGUGCAACCACGAAUGGAACACUCCAGCCUGUUUUGACAUGUCCAAAAUCCAUGAAAAUGGAUCUGAAAGUUUAAUUGGUGGAACAGCCGGAUCGAUCAAAGAUGCCAGCGUCGAAUAUUGGGAACACCGAGUCCUUGGCAUCAGUUCAGGAAUUGAUGAAGUAGGGUCAAUUCGAUGGGAGCUAGCAGGAUGUCUCCUCUUGGCGUGGAUAUUGGUUUAUUUCUGCAUUUGGAAAGGAGUAAAAGAAUCCACGGGAAAAGUCGUUUACUUUACAGCUACGUUUCCCUAUGUGAUGAUGACAAUUUUGUUUUUUCGUGGAAUUACCUUACCUGGGGCUUUCACCGGAAUACAGUAUUAUCUCACACCUGAUUUUUCCGUUUUGUGGAAGGGUCAAGUAUGGAUCGAUGCGGGCACACAGAUCUUCUUCAGUUAUGCUGUGGCAUUGGGAUGCAUGACUGCUCUUGGAUCGUACAACAAGUUUAAUCAUAAUUUCAUUAAGGAUUGCACGUUUGUAGCUUGUGUGAAUUCUGGGACAAGCUUCUUUUCUGGAUUCGUGGUGUUCUCGGUACUUGGUUUCAUGGCCAACCAGCAAAACACGGACAUUUCUAAAGUGGCCGAGAGUGGUCCAGGCUUGGUGUUUAUCGCUUAUCCGAAAGCGUUAGCGCAAAUGCCUUGGGCGCCCUUGUGGUCAGUCUUAUUUUUCUUCAUGAUUAUCCUCCUCGGUCUCAACUCCCAGUUUGUCGGGGUCGAAGGAUUCGUCACGGCGGUCGUUGACGUUGUUCCACACAUUCUGAGAGUGGGGAAGCGAAGGGAAGUUUUCAUAGCUGGGGUUUCCUCUAUUUCGUUCCUUAUUGGGUUGAGCAUGGUCACCAACGGAGGAAUGUAUGUAUUUCAAAUAUUCGACUACUACUCUGCUAGCGGCAUGACGCUAUUAUGGGUGUGUUUCUGCGAGUGUAUUGCUGUAGCGUGGUUCUACGACGUGGGAAGGUUUUCGACAAAUAUAAAAUCCAUGGUGGGAUUCAGACCCAACAUUUUCCUUGCAAUUUCAUGGUCAUAUUUGACACCGAUCCUCACAAUGGCAAUCCUUCUUUACUCCAUAAUACAAUAUGAACCCUUGGCCUACAAUAAGAAGUACGAAUACCCGGUUUAUGCACAAGUAUUUGGCUGGGCUUUAGCACUCUCCUCAAUGCUAAUGAUUCCUAUUCACUUCAUUUACUAUCACACUAAAACUAAACUUGAGACUGCCAAGGAAUCUGAUCACCCACACGAUCGGAAAUAUUCAAGAGCACCACCCAGGGACAAGGAUGAGAUUGAUAUGGAAUUAGAAAAUGGUCUCCCAUAAAACUAUUUGAAAACAUGAUAAGUAAAUAUAUAUAAUUAUUAAAAGUUUACCUGCUAAUAAUUUGAAAUAUUUAUAAUCAUUUUAUUAUACGUAUUAAUAUAAGUAUCUUGCUUUUAUUAAAGCUUUAAACACUAAUUUAUAAAUGUA
Messenger RNA from Folsomia candida, 2108 nucleotides. Its product is annotated as sodium- and chloride-dependent GABA transporter 2. NCBI's taxonomy places the organism in Eukaryota, Metazoa, Arthropoda, Collembola, Entomobryomorpha, Isotomidae. The transcript has 18 exons. Gene Ontology annotation, biological process: sodium ion transmembrane transport. Gene Ontology annotation, cellular component: membrane. Bases 195 to 1961 code for a protein of 588 amino acids. The record is from RefSeq and is a predicted model, not a curated record.